Capronia epimyces CBS 606.96 is the source of this 726-nucleotide messenger RNA. RefSeq lists its product as uncharacterized. Gene Ontology annotation, molecular function: ribonuclease MRP activity. Gene Ontology annotation, cellular component: nucleolar ribonuclease P complex; ribonuclease MRP complex; cytosol. The coding region runs from base 1 to 726 and encodes 241 amino acids. The transcript has 2 exons. Lineage: Eukaryota; Fungi; Ascomycota; Eurotiomycetes; Chaetothyriales; Herpotrichiellaceae. Gene Ontology annotation, biological process: intronic box C/D snoRNA processing; rRNA processing; tRNA processing. The record is from RefSeq and is a predicted model, not a curated record.
AUGAGCAAACCGAAAAAGCCAGUGCAUACUUUGUCGUUGCCGUAUCCCGAUCCACCAUGGCCCUCUGUUUCGGCCGAUCAAGAACAAGCAAUCCUGCGACUCCUACUUCCUCUCCUCCAACCUAUUGGUGAAUUCAGACGGGACUACAUUCCACAGUCAAAGGGCAGAGGAAGGGCGGGAAAGACACACAAGACAGAAAAUGGCUCGGUUCCAGAAUGGAUGCCGGAACUUUACAACCAUUUGACGAUUGGGUUUAAUAGUACAGUCCGAAGACUAGAGUCCUUGGCUCAUACUCGCAAGCCAGCCAACAUUGCACUGACCACAAGCAAUCCACCGGGGAAACCAGAGAUUAAUCUCUCGGUUGUAUUCGUAUGCCGCCAGAAUCUCCCAGACAUCAUGAUCUCUUCAUUGCCACUGUUGAUGGCUACUUCGGCUCCCAAAUCUAACCGCUCCAAACUGGUUGAGCUGACCUCCCAGGCGGAAGCAAAAAUUGCACUGGCGUUACAACAACCACGAGUUGGAGUACUUGGGUGUGAAGAGGGGGCUCCUGGCGCAGAGACUUUGCUUCGUUUUGUCUCUGAAAUGGUUGACGCGGUUGAUGUUUCAUGGCUUGAACAGCCAGGGAAUCCUGUCUACUAUCCUGCCAAGGUCAAGACCACCGAGGUCGAGGCCAAGGACAAGGCCACAGCUCGAAAGCUCAAGAGGAAAAAUUCAGAGGAAGGCUGA